AUGGCCGAACAAGUCAUCGUCGUCGGCGGAGGCCUCGCGGGGCUCUCCGCCGCGCACACCGUCCUCGAGCACGGCGGCCGCGUCCUGCUCCUCGACAAAUGCCCCUUUCUGGGCGGCAACAGCACCAAGGCGACGUCGGGAAUCAAUGGCGCGCUGACCCGCACGCAGGCCAAGGCCGGCAUCGACGACAGCGCGGACAAGUUCGAAGCUGAUAUCAUCAGGGGUGCCGCCGGAGUCGGCCACACCUCCGCCCCCGCGCACACCAUCCCCCUCGCAAAGGUUCUCGCGCAGGGAAGCGGCUCAUCCGUCGAUUGGCUCAUCGAGAAGUUCGGCCUCGACCUCUCGCUCCUCUCGCAGCUCGGCGGCCACUCCUACAAGCGCACGCACCGCGGCAAGGAGCGCUUCCCCGGAUUCACCAUCACCUACGCGCUCAUGGAGGCGCUCGAGAAGGUCAUGGAGGACACCAACGGCGACCUGGCCAAGAUCGUGACCAAGGCGGAGGCGAAGAGGCUCCUCACCGACGAGACCGGCGGCGUCGUCGGCGUCGAGUACUCCAAGGACGGCUCCCUUCACAAGGCGUUGGGUCCGGUGAUCAUCGCCACCGGGGGUUUCGGCGCGGACUACAAGCAGGAUUCACUCCUCACGAGGUUCAGGCCCGAGCUGCAGAGGCUUCCCACGACCAACGGCGAGCACUGCACGGGCGACGGCAUCAAGAUGGCGAUGGCCAUCGGCGCCGGCACGAUUGACAUGACCUCCGUGCAGGUACACCCCACGGGCAUCGUCCACCCGGGCGAGCCCGACGCCAAGGUGAAGUUCCUCGCCGCCGAGGCGUUGAGGGGAGUAGGAGGAUUGCUUCUCAACGCCGACGGCGAGCGCUUCUGCGACGAGCUCGGCCGCCGCGACUACGUCAGCGGCGAGAUGAACAAGAACAAGGGCCCGUUUCGCCUGGUUCUCAACGGCAAGGCCAGCAAGGAGAUCGAGUGGCACUGCAAGCACUACUGCGGCCGCGGGAUCAUGAAGCGAUUCAGCAGCGGCGCCGAGGUGGCCAAGGAGAUUGGCGUCAACCCCUCCAAGCUCGCCAAGACGUUUGCCGACUACAACCGCGUCGCGCAGACCAAGCAGUGCCCGUACGGCAAGAAGUUCUUCCACAACCUUCCCAUGGACAUGAACGACAACGUGUGGCACGUCGCCAUCGUCAUGCCCGUGGUGCACUACACCAUGGGCGGCCUGCAGAUCAACACGGAGUCGCAGGUGACGAACGAGCGAGGCCAUCCCAUCGCCGGGCUCUACGCCGCCGGGGAGGUUGCCGGCGGGAUCCACGGCCGGAACCGCCUCGGCGGCAACUCCCUCCUCGACUGCGUCGUCUUCGGCCGCGUCGCCGGGGACACCGCCAGCAGGGACCUGCUCCAGACCGCCAUCAAGGCGUUGCGCACGGGCGUGCGACCCGGACAGGACGUCGCGCUCAACCGCGUGGCUAACCUCAACGGGCACAUCAACCCCGGAGCUCACGUCGAGCAGCACGCGAGCCUCGGCGUCGGCGGCGGCGGCGGAGUCUCCGCGCCGUCGCAGUCCUUCAACGCCGGUGGUGGUGGCGGCGGCGGCGGUGUGAGCGCCGGCGCGCUCACCGAGGCCGAGGUUGCCAAGCACAACACCGAGGGCGACUGCUGGGUGAUUAUCAGCGGCAAGGUUUACGACGUGACCAAGUUUUUGCCGGACCACCCGGGUGGCAAGAAGGCUAUCAUGCUCUUCGCGGGUAAGGACGCAACGGAGGAGUUCGACAUGCUCCACCCUCCCAAUGUGCUCAAGAAAUACCUCCCGCCCGAGGCGUGCCUCGGACCCCUGGCUUAAUGUUCGAAUGCGAGAGCGAUGAGGAGACUCGCCCGCUGUAUGAUAAACGCCCCUGUAUGAUUUACGAUUGUAUGAGGACGGGCCGGGAACUCCCCGCGACGAUGAACGACGACGCGAUACGACACGCAGCCGAACCCCGAACGCGGGGCUAAUAUUGAUUGUUAUGAUACGCCGAGCGCCAUUUUUGCUUU
Messenger RNA from Micromonas commoda, 2039 nucleotides. RefSeq lists its product with no specific name. Gene Ontology annotation, molecular function: heme binding; FMN binding; oxidoreductase activity. The coding region runs from base 1 to 1848 and encodes 615 amino acids. Lineage: Eukaryota; Viridiplantae; Chlorophyta; Mamiellophyceae; Mamiellales; Mamiellaceae. The transcript is spliced from 3 exons. The record is from RefSeq and is a predicted model, not a curated record.